Cariama cristata (Red-legged seriema) is the source of this 294-nucleotide messenger RNA. Its product is annotated as Golgi apparatus membrane protein TVP23 homolog B-like. Lineage: Eukaryota; Metazoa; Chordata; Aves; Cariamiformes; Cariamidae. Gene Ontology annotation, biological process: vesicle-mediated transport; protein secretion. Gene Ontology annotation, cellular component: Golgi membrane. The record is from RefSeq and is a predicted model, not a curated record. The annotation marks the transcript as partial. The transcript is spliced from 3 exons.
GUAUCAGCGCAAGGGAGUAAAACCUCAUCAGAAGCAGAGUCCCGAAUUUUCUGGUUAGGUCUAAUUACCUGUCCUAUGAUCUGGGUGAUAUUUGCUUUCAGCGCUCUCUUUUCUUUCAAAGUGAAAUGGCUGGCAGUGGUUGUGAUGGGAGUGGUGCUUCAGGGGGCCAACCUUUAUGGUUACAUCAGGUGUAAAGUUGGCAGUAGAAAGAACUUGACAAGCAUGGCGACCAACUAUCUUGGGAAGCAGUUCUUGCGGCAGACUGUGGCUAAAGAGGACCAAACAGCAUCCUGA